This is a messenger RNA of Punica granatum (pomegranate), 1785 nucleotides long. The record is from RefSeq and is a predicted model, not a curated record. Lineage: Eukaryota; Viridiplantae; Streptophyta; Magnoliopsida; Myrtales; Lythraceae.
GGGGGGAUAGAAUGGCAACAGCGCAAACGACUUCUCGAACCUGUUGACAGUGUACGAGUGUGGACUACUUUAUCUGAGCGUUUGUCUCCCUCUCUCAUCAGAGGCGCCACCAGCUCUCAAACAACGCCCUGUUUCUCUCUCAGGCCUUUCCAUCCAGCUGCUGUCGGGGUCGCGAUGGCCGGGGUGACGGUCCUCGAGCGCAGCCACGUGCUCCCACUUCCGUCGGCGGCCCCGACGAGGUUGCCGCUGACCUUCCUGGACCUCCCCUGGCUCUUCUUCCACCCGAGCCAGCAACUCUUCUUCUACGACUACCCCCACCCAGCCUCCCACUUCGCCUCCGCCGCCCUUCCCCUCCUCAAGUCCUCCCUCUCCCUCGCCCUCCGCCUCUUCUUCCCCCUCGCCGGCCACCUCCACACAGCCCCCGCCCGCCACCCCGCUAUUCUGUGCACCCCACGCUUGGCGGGUGUCAGCCUCACCAUUGCAGAGUCCGACGACGACUUCCACGACCUAUGCCACGACGACGGAAGCCGGGGCCUGCAGAGUCAGAGAGCUGCCCACAGAUUCCAUCCCCUCGUGCCCGCGCUUUCCCCCGAAGAAGGCCAUGCGGUGGCCCUGAUGGCCAUUCAGAUCACUGUGUUUCCAGGGUCGGGCUUCUCGGUCGGGAUCACAUACCACCACGUGGCGGCCGAUGAGAGGACGUUCAAUAAUUUCCUCAAGGCUUGGACCGCGCGUUGCACGCAUGCUUUAAUUGGAAAUGCAGAAUGUCCCGCUCCCACUCCACUGAUCGAUCCACCGCGGUUCGACCGAGCAAUCAUUAGGGAUAUGCCCACAUUGGAGCAGAGAUUCCUCAACGAGUGGUGGAAGCAGCAGCAACAGCUCCCUUAUUCUCCUUUGAUAAGAGGGACCGUAAUGUGCCCGGUUGUGCCCGAUGACGGCCAGUGUGACAUGGUCCGCUCGACCUUUGUGGUGGUCCCAUCCCAUAUGGAGCUGGUCAGGUCGUGGAUCAUGGGCCACUGCGAGGCCAAUGGCCUCCCGUUGCCCGUCCACUUAUCCCCUUACGUCCUCACAUGCACUUUCCUUUGGGUGGUCCGCGUCAAGACUCACUUCCAGCUCUCUGGCUUAGGCAAGAACGGGAGGACGAUGGAUAUAGAUUCUCUCGCUGUCAGGACGAGUUAUUUCGGGUACAUUGCUGGCGGCAUUUCCCGGCUGGGCUACCCGGUCCCCGAAUCCUACUUCGGGAACUGCGUCGGGUUUGGGAGGGCAGAGGCCGCCUGCAGCGACCUGGUGGGAGAGGCCGGGAUCUUUCAUGCGGCAACUGCCCUUGGGAGCGCGAUCAAGAGGCUUGACCGGUCAAUGCUUGAGAGCGCCGAGGAGUGGAUCUUGGAUUGGCGAGCGAUGUUGGAGUCGGAUGUACACGUCGUGGUUGUCGGGUCACCUAAGGUGGACUUCUAUGACAGGGACUUCGGGUGGGGCAGGCCAAGGAAGAUAGAGGAGGUGUCGACCGACUGGACGGGUGCGAUCUCGCUCCACGAGAGCAGGGAUGUAGAGGGCGGGAUUGAAGUCGGGGUGUCCUUACUGAAGGCGAAAAUGGAUGCCUUCAUCGCACUCUUUGUCGAAGGCUUCAGAAUUUUGAAAUGAUAAUCUAUUUCUAUAUCUAUAUCUAUGCACUUAAAAUAAAAAGCAAUUUCUCAAUGGGAAAUCGAUUGUAGUAUUGGCACAUAAAUUUCUCGUUGAGCUUUAUCUUGAAAACUUCACGUUUGAAGUCAGUUCAAGAUUUUCCAUGUA